AUUUGUCUACGCCGGACUCUAUAGUGACAUUUCGCCGUUUUAUUGAAUUCGGUGAUUUUUUCUAUUCAUUCUUCGGGAAGAAUCAACCAAUUUUGCAGUUUUCUUAAAAUCAACGCAAAAAAAAUAUUUUGCAAACUUUUAUAACAAAAAGGUCUUCUCCAUUAAAAAGAAAAUAAAAAAACUAGCAGAGGCAACAACAACAACAGUAAUAAAAAUACAUAAAGUGUAAUUUAAUCAAGUCACUAAAUAAAUACCAAAGUAAAUAGACAAAAUAAAACAAUAAUAACAACAAAACAGAAAAAAGUGAAAACAAAAGCCAAAGACCCGAGAUCUUAGAAAAUUAACAAGAAAAUAUAAAUAAAACAAAUAAUACUUAAAAAGUAUUUAAAUUUCUAUAAAUUUCGUGGUCAAGUUUCUGUUUAGCAAAAGGAAGAAGGCAAGAAAAAUGGGUGAUUCCGAGAGACAAAGUCUAUUGAAGAAUGAAGAUACUUCAAUGUAUACUUCCGCCUCGACAGGCGCCACCACCAAUGCUGCUGUCAAUCAAGGUGAUGUUGGUGUUGCAGGCCAACAGCAGCCGUCACAACAGCAACAACCAUCAGCGGAAGCUGGUGUGGCACAAUCGAAUGUACCCUUUAUUGGACCCGAUGAAGUACCACCACCUUAUCAGCAGGGUACAGCUGGUGGUGUACCCAUGGUUACUUGCCGUGUAUGUCAGGGUAUGAUUGAUAUAACCUCGAAGCGAGAUCAGCACGUUGUUAAAUGUCUUCAGUGUAAUGAAGCUACACCCAUACGUAAUGCACCACCUGGUAAAAAGUAUGUACGUUGCCCUUGCAAUUGUUUGCUCAUUUGUAAAAGUUCAUCUCAACGUAUCGCUUGUCCACGUCCCAAUUGCAAGCGUAUUAUUAAUUUAGCACCCAGCCCAGUAACACCACCUGUACCCACUAUGCCGGGUAUGUGUCGUGUCACCUGUGGCCAUUGUUCGGAUACAUUUUUGUUUAAUACAUUUCACAAUUCUUUGGCUCGUUGCCCUCAUUGUAGAAAGGUUUCAUCGGUGGGCUCUCGUUUUGCCUGUGGUCGUGGCAUAAUUUUUGUCAUUAUUGGUUUAAUUGUAUUAUUUGCUGGCAUUGGUAUAACUGUUGGCACACAUAAUUAUGCUAGGAAUCUGACGACAUAUUGGAUAAUCAAAGAAUGCCGUGUAUUUUAAAAUGUAUUAGAGAGAUAUUCUAUAAUAAGACUAUGUGUACCUUUUCAUUGCAAAUGUUUGAGUAAUUAUAUAGGUGUUGAACUAUCAGGUUACGUUUAGAUAAAGGGAAUGUGGAAAUUGACGUCUGGUAUUGAUCUUAGGUCGGGUUUCCUUACUACUCAGUUAAACUAGUCUUAACUUGCUGUUAGGUUAAACUCGAAACAAAUUUACACGGACUUUAACCG
Molecule: messenger RNA, 1428 nt
Organism: Lucilia cuprina (Australian sheep blowfly)
Lineage: Eukaryota; Metazoa; Arthropoda; Insecta; Diptera; Calliphoridae
Product: type 1 phosphatidylinositol 4,5-bisphosphate 4-phosphatase
Exons: 6
Coding region: 446-1204 (252 amino acids)
Biological process (GO): phosphatidylinositol dephosphorylation
Cellular component (GO): phagocytic vesicle membrane; late endosome membrane; plasma membrane
Molecular function (GO): phosphatidylinositol-4,5-bisphosphate 4-phosphatase activity
Source: RefSeq, a predicted model, not a curated record